AUGCCCACCUAUACAGAGCUCCUGGAAUUUCUGGAGAAGCGGGCUAACUGCUGCGUGAUAAAACAGAAGAUUCCCAUAAAACAAUCUGGAUCCGACAGAACACGGCCUCCGCGACAAAGUACAUUCGUGACCAAAACCGCAGUGCCCGGUCUGCGAGGACACACACGGAGUCUGGGCAUGUCAAAGGUUCAGAGACAAGGGGGUCUCUCAUCGCAUCACCAUCUAACUGCUUGCGCGAUAGUCACACAAUCGAGCAGUGUCAAUCAGGGUAGGGCCGAGUUUGCCACCGACGACAUCACACGCUGCUACACAUGCCCGGAGAAGCAACAGUAA
This is a messenger RNA of Heterotrigona itama, 333 nucleotides long. Lineage: Eukaryota; Metazoa; Arthropoda; Insecta; Hymenoptera; Apidae. The record is from the annotation of a GenBank genome assembly.